AUGUCGAAAAACAUCCUCGUCAUCGGCGCCGGCGAACUAGGCACGCAGGUCCUCCUCGCCCUAGCCAAACACCCCAAUCUCCCUCUUGAGACACACAUCUCCGUCCUCCUCCGUCCAUCCAGCAUAUCAACCCCAAGUCCCCAAAAAGCAUCAGAGCUCGAAAUCCUCCGCCAAAACAACAUCACCCUAGUCCCCGGCGACAUAACAGCCUCAACGCAAUCAACCCUAGCAUCCCUCUUCAGCGCCUACGACACCAUAAUCUCCUGCACCGGCUUCUCCGCCGGCCGGGGCACACAGAUCAAACUCGCAAAGGCCGUUCUCGACACUAAAAUCCCCCGGUACAUCCCGUGGCAAUUUGGGGUCGACUACGAUGUUAUCGGGCGCGGGUCAGCGCAGGAUCUGUUUGAUGAGCAGCUUGAUGUGCGGGAUUUGCUUCGGGCGCAAGACACAACAAAAUGGGUGAUUGUUUCGACGGGGAUGUUUACUUCGUUCUUGUUUGAGCCGAGUUUUGGUGUUGUGGAUUUGUCGCAGAAUGUUGUGACGGCGUUGGGGGGCUGGGACAAUCGCGUUACGGUUACGGGGCCCGUGGAUAUUGGGAGGGUUACGGCGGAGUUGGUGCUGAGGGAUGAGUUUGUUGAUCGGGCUGUCUAUGUCGCUGGGGAUACGGUCUCGUAUGAACAAGUGGCGGAGAUCGUGGAACGAGUGACGGGGAAGACAGUUGAGAGGAAGGUUAGGACGGUGAUGGACGCGAGGAACGAUCUCGCAAGGGAGCCUGAGAACGGACUGUUCAAGUACCAGGUUGUCUUCGGCGAGGGCAGGGGCGUAGCAUGGGAUGUAAAGGAGACGUGGAAUCAUCAGCGUGGGAUGCAUCUCCAGACGGCGGAGGAGUGGGCGAGGGGAAAUCUACUGUAG
This is a messenger RNA of Aspergillus mulundensis, 912 nucleotides long. Its product is annotated as aromatic alcohol reductase. Lineage: Eukaryota; Fungi; Ascomycota; Eurotiomycetes; Eurotiales; Aspergillaceae. The record is from RefSeq and is a predicted model, not a curated record. The transcript has a single exon. The coding region runs from base 1 to 912 and encodes 303 amino acids. Gene Ontology annotation, molecular function: oxidoreductase activity.